Messenger RNA from Orbicella faveolata, 2809 nucleotides. RefSeq names its product cytoplasmic phosphatidylinositol transfer protein 1-like. Gene Ontology annotation, molecular function: phosphatidylinositol binding; phosphatidylinositol transfer activity. Gene Ontology annotation, cellular component: cytoplasm. Lineage: Eukaryota; Metazoa; Cnidaria; Anthozoa; Scleractinia; Merulinidae. Gene Ontology annotation, biological process: phospholipid transport. The record is from RefSeq and is a predicted model, not a curated record.
CGCCGGAGGAAUUUAAACACAUGGCAAUCACCGGUCAUUUUGGAUUUAUGUUUGCAGAAACCUUGGUCAGGGAAAUCGCAUGAUUACCGUGACGCUAUCGUUUUCGAAAAGCUCCGUUUUCAACUUGUUUCCCGCCCACACGAAACCGAAAAGCCGGCGUUUUCAAAUUCCUCCGAUCUGAAAAGCGUUUUUGAAAAGCUCCGUUUUCGUGGCGGAUUAUUGUGGGCGGUAGGCCUAACCGUUGAAAUAAAGCUGUGUUUUCAAAUUCUUCCGACGUAAUACUAGUGUGGACGGUGUCAAAGUAAUCAGUUAGUAGAUGUUUUAAUAGGGCCCCUGGUUUCACACUUCACGAUCCAGACUCCUUCAAUUCAAGGCGUGGCACCUAAGCUGUUGAAAAAAAUUAUUAACAAUCGUCAUUUUGGUUGUUUACGAGCUGCGGAGUGAAAGUGUUAUAUUAAUAGUAGAACUCUGAAGGUCAUUUGUCCGUGUGUUUUCUUCUUACCCUAGCAAACAUGAUAUUGAAGGAGUACAGGAUCUGUAUGCCGAUGACAGUGGAGGAGUAUCAUAUAGGUCAGCUAUACAUGAUUAGCAAACACAGCCAUGAUCAAAGUGAGCAAGGUGAAGGGGUCCAUGUGGUGAAAAAUGAACCAUGUGAGGAUGAAAAACAUGGCAAAGGACAGUUCACAGAAAAGAGGGUUUAUUUAUCCAGCCGUCUUCCUGGAUGGAUGCGAUCUUAUAUUCCAAAAAUAUUCUAUGUAGAAGAAAAGGCGUGGAAUUAUUACCCUUACACAAUAACAGAAUAUUGUUGCUCCUUUCUUCCAAGAUUUUCAAUUAGAAUAAGAACAAAAUAUUACAAUGACAAUGGGAGUAUAGAAAAUUGCUUUGAAUUAGAUGAGGAGACGCUUGAAUCUAGGGAAGUUGUAGAUGUUGAUAUUGCAUAUGAUGAAUUACCAGAGAAACAUUAUGUUCCUGAAGAGGACUGUAGGUCUUUUAAAUCAAAGAAAACAGGCAGGGGUCCAUUAAAAAAGGGCUGGAAGGAUGACACACAACCCAUCAUGUGCUCAUACAAGCUAGUCUCUGUUUCAUUUGAUGUUUGGGCGUUAGCCUCAAGAGUAGAAUCAUAUGUUCACAAGGUUAUACAGGACAUUUUAUUGCUAGGCCAUAGACAAGCAUUUGCAUGGAUUGAUGACUGGAUCGGCAUGACUAUAGAUGAUGUGAGGGAUUAUGAGAAGGUAAUGCAAGAAAAAACAAAUGAUAAAGUUGCAGCAGACAUUUGACUUUUAUUUUAAUUAUGUGACAAUAACAUUGUACCAAAAAAAUAAUUACAAAUAAUUUUUUGUGGAAUGGUUUUGUGUUGCUACCAAUGAGGUGUGACAUCAGACUGAAAAAGUUUUUUGAGACUUACUGCACUUUGGUUUGCUCAUAGUUUUGGGCCAUAAUUCUGAUGAAGAGUUCAAGGGUGCACCUUUUCAAGUUGUUGUUUAUUUCAGUCCAAAUUUGAAUUAUUCUUGACAGCAAUGAUAGUUUUUAAAACAAGUAAAACAACUUAUUACAAUCAACAACAUUUAAUUGAGAAAUUCUGGGAGUCUGAUCUCCAAAAUAACUGUUAGCAACACAAUCCAUUCUGUAAGUUAUUAUGUAAUAAAUCGCUGUAUCAUAUAUCAAAUAUUCACACAAAAAGAAAUUUUUAAUAAAGUGCAAUGAUAUUUUGAACACUAGUUAGAUGUGUGAAAUAUUAAUUUUUAAUCUUUUGUGAGGAAAAAAGAUGUUAUACAAUUACAUGUGCAUUAUGUCUGCCUUGGUAAAUGUUAAAUGUUUCUCCCAUUUUCUUUAAUUAUGCCAGUUCAGUGACAUUGAAAUAUUGAUUCAGGGCUCAAAAAAAGUGCCAGAAAUUUGUCUCGGACAACUACAUUUUCCUUUUGGGCAAGUAACCUUUCAAUCUCACUUGCCCAAUGGCAAUGGCCCAGGCAAGUCGUCUGCCAUCUAGAUAAAAAAAAUAGCAAACUUAGACAAUGCCUGGGGCAAGCCAUGUAAUAAAUCUGUUAUUGACUGGUAUGCUUACUCAGGACUAAACUAGAAGACUGUCACCUCUUGGUCUUAAAAGUAUGGAUAAAGCACAGCAGGUCUGUAUAGAAAAGACCAAGGGCUGAGAUUAUGACAGUACGUCCCUUGCACACUGUCAGUGAAUAAGCUAUAUUUAUUGAGCUUCUGUUAAGAUAACAACUCAAUCUUGUUUAGCUUUAAUGACCAUUACCCUGAUUUACUUCCUAGUAUUUAUUUACUUUUGACAAUUCCAAGACCACAUUGUACAUGUAUAUCUCAAAAUUAUGUCUAAAUAAGCAUCAUUCUUCAGUCUAUUUUUUCCUUUUUAUGUUUGUUACAAAAAUUAUUUAAAAUGGCUCCAAUAACACUUAUAGAACCCAAGACAAAGUUGUGCCAAGAAUUUCAUAAAACAAUACUUCCAAUGCCUAUACUAGAAAUACCAAUUUACUACUUUUUGUCAGUGAGAUUGCAUUAUCAUUAUGGUUUUUUGCUAGUGACACUCGCAUCAUAUUGAAUUCAAUGACUAAAGUUCAGUUCAGUUGCCAGAAAUUAAUGCCAGGGUGAGCCACAUUAUACCUGUGUAUCUUAUGUUAAAUAACAGGCAAUGCCACUUGAAUAGUUAUGUGACUAUUUGUACAAAAAGUGAACUCUUAAACAUGCUAGGAUAGUAUGGAUUUGAAUUAUUGUGCAGUUUGCAAAGUAUUUUUUUAUUUUUAGUGUGUAAAUAGAAUUAAAGGUGAAUAAAACAUUUUAGAAUUGCACAGUA